GUUGGCAUCACUGUGUCGCACAGUGCUGUAAAACCGCAAAAAUAUCGCACUAAUGUUUAUCAUAUUUAACAAUUUUCUGUUUAUCUAUUUAAAAUAAAGCACGCAAUGUGUUAAAAUGCAAAUACAUUUAACAUAAUAUGCUACAGAAUAUUCAGUAAUUUAAGUGGGAUUAUUUCUGUUUUAUUUUUCUUAAGGUUCAUGCACUGUGCAGAGAUCGUGUGAUAUGUCAAAUUCCACAAAAUUUUAACUAAAUAGUUUUACGGUAAAUAGUAUUCAAAGAGCUAUAAAAUGAGUGAUAAAAAGGAUGAAAAGGUGGAAAAUGUCGAUAAGGAAUUAUCAGAUCUCUUGGACAGUGCUUUAGAGGACUUCACAACAACUAAGGACGAACCAAAAAAGGACAGUAAAGAAAUUGGAACCACAAGCAAUACCGAAAAUAAUGUUCCUGAACAAUGGACUGAAGAUUUUAUCCAACAAGCUGCUAGUCAAUUUGAAGCAAAUUUUUCGAACUUAUUGGCUGGGGGCGAUCCAAAUGCUCAAGUAACGCCUGAGUUUAUACAGCAAAAAUUGCAACAGAUGGCAGAAGCCGCACAGCAAGUUCUUGAGAAUCCCGCACAAGUAAAUGAAACUACAACUGAUUUUGGACAGUCAAUUUCACAAGCCAUUCAAGGUUUAAAUCAGGGGGCUGAAGGUCUCCAAAAUCCAUUUUCCGAGGAUGAUUUAAUGAAAAUUUUUGGAAAUCCUGAAGGUGGAACAAACGAUUUAUUACCUUUCAUGCAAGGUAUGAUGCAAGGGUUGUUGAGUAAGGAAGUUUUGGGGCCCAGCCUAAAAGAUUUCGUUGCCAGGUUGCCAGAAUAUUUGGAAAAAAACAAGGACACAAUUUCCGCGGAAGAUAAAGAGAGAUAUUUGAACCAAAAAAAAUUGAUGGAAGAAGUUUUGCAGGAGUUGGACAAAGAGGAAGAGUCUCAAAAUGCUGAGGAGAAAAAGGAAACAUUCAGCAAAGUUUUAGCUUUAAUGCAAAAAUUACAAGACUAUGGACAACCCCCUUCGGAACUGGUUGGUGAUGUGGAGACCCCAUUUAACUUUGACCCUUCAGGGAACCCCACUGCGCCUCCACAGGACUGCUGUAUAAUGUAGACGUUAAAAUAAAAAUAGAAAUCCCCCAAAAACACCAAAAAAAGUCGAAUUUUUAUUACUUCGUAAAAAUUACGUUGAAAUGACUUAAAAAUUACUAUGAAGUCGUUUUGACGUUAAAUGUUAGGAUUUUAGGUGUUAAGUUGGAAAAGUAAAGUUGUUAAGGGUUUUUUAAAUUAUUAUUAUUUGUUAUAUUUUAAAAAACGGUGAAAACUGCGUGUAUAUAUAUUUAUUUUAUAUUAAAACUGUAUACACAAACAAAAC
This is a messenger RNA of Brassicogethes aeneus, 1395 nucleotides long. The record is from the annotation of a GenBank genome assembly. Lineage: Eukaryota; Metazoa; Arthropoda; Insecta; Coleoptera; Nitidulidae.